AAGUUUCUCAUUGCCAACGCCCAGAUGGAGAACUGCGCCAUCAUCUACUGCAACGACGGCUUCUGCGAGAUGUUCGGCUACUCCCGCAUGGAGGUGAUGCAGCAACCCUGCACCUGCGACUUCCUCACCGGUCCCGACACCACCAAGAGCUCCAUCGCGCAGCUCACCCAGGCCCUGCUCGGCUCCGAGGAGUGCAAGCUUGAGAUCCUCUACUACCGCAAAGACACCUCGUGUUUCCGCUGCCUGGUGGACGUGGUGCCGGUGAAGAACGAGGAUGGCGUCGUCAUCAUGUUCAUCCUCAACUUCGAGGACCUGGCACAGCUCAUCGCCAAGAGCGCCGGCCGGAGCCUGCACCGGCGCCUGUCGCAGAGCUGGCGUGGAGGUCAAGGUAGGAGUUUGAAGUUUAGUCUCCCGUCCCUGCGGCGACUCAAAAUCCAGCGGAAAUCUCUGCCCACCAGUGAGUUUGAUGGAGUAGCCAUUGACUAUGGAAAGCCUGGUGGUGACUCCCUGAUUUUGAGGGACUUGAAGACAUCGCCCAAGGAGAACUGUGUGCAGUCAGAGACCGAAUCCCUCCUGGAAAAGGAGCGGAGGCCAAGCCUGGAGGCCGACCCCACCCUACAACACUCGUCCCCGAAACAAGAGCCUCCCUUGCUGGGCCCACGAGGGUCAUACUCUGCGUGGGGUUUCUUUCGGUCUCGCCCUGGGGGCAGCUUCCACAGCCUCCGCAGGGUCUCCUCCUUGGACAACUUUGAGGCUGCGAGGUCUGAGUUCCAGAGAAAAUUCAGGGAAAGGAGGGCAAACUCAGAGGCUUCUCACGUCAAACCCAACCCCCCCAACUCCACUUCGGACUCAGACCUCAUGAAGUACCGGACCAUCAGCCAGAUCCCCCAGUUCACGCUCAACUUUGUGGAGUUCAACCUGGAGAAGCACCGCUCGGGCUCCACAACAGAGAUUGAGAUAAUUGCUCCCCACAAGGUGAUGGAGCGCACCCAGAACGUCACUGAGAAGGUCACACAGGUGCUGUCCCUGGGUGCCGACGUCCUUCCUGAAUACAAGCUGCAGGCACCACGCAUCCACCGAUGGACCAUCCUGCACUACAGUCCCUUCAAGGCUGUGUGGGACUGGCUCAUCCUUCUGCUGGUCAUCUACACAGCCGUCUUCACCCCCUACUCAGCCGCCUUCCUGCUCAAUGAGGAGCAGGUGGAGGAGAAGCACUGGGACUGCAGCUACUCCUGUGACCCACUCAACAUCAUUGACCUCAUCGUGGACAUCAUGUUCAUUGUGGACAUCGUCAUCAACUUCCGUACCACCUACGUCAACAUCAACGACGAGGUGGUGAGCCACCCUGGCAAGAUCGCCAUCCACUACUUCAAGGGAUGGUUCCUCAUCGACAUGGUCGCUGCCAUCCCCUUUGACCUGCUCAUCUUCCGUUCCGGCUCUGAUGAGACCACCACCCUCAUUGGCCUCCUGAAGACCGCCCGGUUGCUGCGCCUGGUCCGCGUGGCCCGCAAACUGGACCGCUACUCCGAGUAUGGAGCAGCCGUGCUUUUCCUGCUCAUGUGCACCUUCGCCCUCAUCGCCCACUGGCUGGCCUGCAUCUGGUACGCCAUUGGCAACGUGGAGCGGCCCUACAUGGAGCACAAGAUUGGCUGGCUGGACAACCUGGGUGACCAGAUCGGCAAGCGCUACAAUGACAGUGAUCUCUCCUCCGGGCCAUCCAUCAAGGAUAAAUACGUCACUGCCCUCUACUUCACCUUCAGCAGCCUCACCAGCGUGGGGUUCGGCAACGUCUCACCCAACACCAACUCUGAGAAAAUCUUCUCCAUCUGUGUCAUGCUUAUUGGCUCUCUGAUGUAUGCCAGCAUCUUCGGCAACGUCUCCGCCAUUAUCCAGCGCCUGUACUCGGGCACAGCCCGCUACCACACGCAGAUGCUGCGCGUUAAGGAGUUCAUCCGCUUCCACCAGAUCCCCAACCCCCUGCGCCAGCGCCUGGAGGAGUAUUUCCAGCACGCCUGGUCCUACACCAACGGCAUCGACAUGAAUGCGGUGCUGAAGGGUUUCCCUGACUGCCUGCAGGCCGACAUCUGCCUCCACCUCAACCGCACGCUGCUCCAGAACUGCAAGGCUUUCCGAGGAGCCAGCAAAGGCUGCCUGCGUGCCCUGGCCAUGAAGUUCAAGACGACCCACGCGCCACCUGGAGACACCCUGGUGCACUACGGAGAUGUCCUCACCACACUCUACUUCAUCUCCCGGGGCUCCAUCGAGAUUCUCCGGGAAGACAUUGUGGUGGCCAUCUUAGGAAAGAACGACAUCUUUGGGGAGCCCAUCAGCCUUUACGCCCGCCCAGGGAAGUCCAAUGCCGAUGUGAGAGCCCUGACCUAUUGCGACUUGCACAAGAUCCAGAGGGAGGACCUGCUGGAGGUCUUGGACAUGUACCCAGCCUUCUCUGACAACUUCUGGAGCAACUUAGAGAUCACCUUCAACUUGCGAGAUGUGAGUGCCAGGGCUGUCCCUGGGACCCCACCCAGCGAGGAGUAUGAAUGCCCCUACCGGCGGGCGCACCGACGCAAGCACUCCCUCUGCCAGCACAACAAGCCUGACCCAGACACAGGCAUCUCUGAUGGAGAGCAGUAUCAUACCUACUCAGAGCUCACCAACCCGCAGGACCCAUUGACUAAGGACCAGUGGGAUGACCUGGGCAGCAGCACCACUCCCUGCUCCCAGACCAGUGAUGACGAGGCCAAGACUGGCAGCCCUGCGAAAGCUGAGCCCUUCCCCCCAUCCAAAAAGGAUGACUUUGCUCUGCCCACGCUCAGCCUCAUCACCACCAACGCCAGCGGCACAGAGGUUGGCAAGCAGGCAGCGGAGAGCAGCCAGUCCUAUGCAGCCACCCCCCUGGACAUCCCCAACAUGUUCACCUUCUGGGAGGACCGAAGGCCAAACCACGACUCAGAGCCUCUGCAACACAUCUCCUUGGUACACAGCUCACGGGACAUCCCCCUGCAGAGUGACUACAGACCGGGGCAGAUCGAGUCCAGGCUGGAGCUCCUGCAGGCCCAGCUCAGCAGGCUGGAGUCCAGGAUGUCGUCAGACAUUAAUAUAAUCCUCCAGCUCCUGCAGCGCCAGCUGUCCCAAGUGCCGCCCGCAUACAGCCCCAUCUCGCCAUCCUCCCAGAACCUGGCCAUGUACGGCAUCCUCCCGCGGAGCCUGGAGCCUCUCACCCCCUGCGCACCCCAGGAGGCUGAGGAGGCAACAACCCCAGAGCAGAGCCCAAGCUACACGGAGGUAGAAAAGUUCCACUUGAAAUCCAGGGACUCCUUGUCAAGCGGAAUGCACUUCGCUGUGGCAUCUGACGAAACCAUGACGGUCUACUCCGAGCAGGAGCACCAUUCCCCACCUCUCCCGAACCCAGAGCCUCCCCACCAAAGGGUACCAAAUACCCAGGGACUCUUCCGGGGCUCUCGUUUCCCUUCCCUCCCUGAGCACUUGGAGGCAUCUUCUGAGCACCAGGACAUUCAGAGACACCUCUCCGACCCAGUGCUUCCUGGAAGUUAG
Messenger RNA from Leptosomus discolor (cuckoo roller), 3555 nucleotides. Lineage: Eukaryota; Metazoa; Chordata; Aves; Leptosomiformes; Leptosomidae. The record is from RefSeq and is a predicted model, not a curated record.